This is a messenger RNA of Aedes albopictus (Asian tiger mosquito), 1102 nucleotides long. RefSeq lists its product as uncharacterized. The record is from RefSeq and is a predicted model, not a curated record. NCBI's taxonomy places the organism in Eukaryota, Metazoa, Arthropoda, Insecta, Diptera, Culicidae. The coding region runs from base 11 to 616 and encodes 201 amino acids. The transcript has 3 exons.
GUACAACAUUAUGGAACCUGGCCUUACGUAUCUAUGUUUCAUCUUGCUACUGUUGAUCCACGGAUCAACGGGUGCAGACUUUUUGGACAUUCUGAGCGGCGACGGCUUCCAAGGAACCUCUGGCAAACGCUUGGUCAUCCAUCGCAUUGGCCAGUGUCCCGGUCAGAAAAAUCUACCCAUCUAUUUUCCGGACUUCAAGGUGACCCAGCACAACAAAACCACCUACACCGUAAACGGAGAAGUCAUCUUCCGGGAGGACUUCCCGAAUGGGUGGACUGGUUCGGCGUCGGUGAAAAAAUGUGACGAUUUCAACAGUGCGACCAACUGUCGCCCGUUUCUGAACAGUAUUGCCAAUAUGGAUGUGUGCUCGAUGCUGGGCCUCUCCACAGCAGUCUAUGCCAGGUAUCUGGACAGAAUGGAGCCGAGGCCGAAAUGCCCAUUUCGGAAGGGGACUUACGUUCUGAAAGACCAGCUAGUCGAGGACGAUAUGGCUCGAUUUUUGCCCGGUGCCGGCAAUACCUACUGGGAGGUAAAAUCAUCCGGGAAGAUAGGGGACCGCACGGUUUUGUGCUUCAUACUGCAGUUGAAUGCCCGUCCAAAGCGAAGGGAAUCGUAGUACACUGUGAAUAUAUUAGGUUCUAGUUUGCGUCAGUGACAGUUUGGCUUUCUUCAAAAUUACAUGUGUUGCAAAAAAUAGUAAAAUAUACGGAAUAAACUGAUUGAAAAUCGUAUCAUGGAAGGCGAAUCGAUUACGGCCACCCUCAAGAUGACCUUGGGUAAACUGGUUCAACGACAUUUCCAAACCCUGGAUGACGUUUUCUCCUGCCUUAUAUUCGUUCUGUGCGCUAUCGCUGUGUGGCAACUUUUCACCUGGGUUGUCAGCACUAUAAUCAGGCUGAUAUUUCCCAUAAUUGUAUGCUUUAUUUUCCUGGUGCUUUUCAAUGAACACUAUGCAACAGCGAUGGUUAAAUCAAUUCAAUUAUUCCAAAGCUUCUUCACACGGAUUUCUAAUGUGAUUUCAAUUGUAGUAUCGUAUAUUCCUUCCAUCGAGUAAAAAAUAUUUAAAUAAAUAAACUUUACUACCAUAUACAAUGAUCUCUUC